Messenger RNA from Leptonychotes weddellii (Weddell seal), 4195 nucleotides. NCBI's taxonomy places the organism in Eukaryota, Metazoa, Chordata, Mammalia, Carnivora, Phocidae. The record is from RefSeq and is a predicted model, not a curated record.
UUAGGCUUCCGGGUCCUACCGCAAGGAUAUCUGCUGCAGGCAGCGAAGCCAAAACACGUGGAGGGUCAGCAACUGCUAACAACCGACGCAGCCAGAGCUUUAACAACUAUGACAAGUCCAAACCAGUCACUUCCCCACUUCCACCACCACCACCACCAAGCAGCCACGAGAAAGAGCCAUUGGCGAGCCCAGCCUCCGCCCACCCCGGAAUGAGCGAAAAUGCACCUGCUCCUCUGGAGAGCGGCUGCAGUUCCAGCCCCGCUAACAGCAGCACCUCCUCAGCUAUCCCACAGCCCGGCGCAGCCUCCAAGCCCUGGCGCAGUAAGUCGGUCAGCGUGAAGCACAGCGCCACGUCGUCUAUGCUCUCGGUCAAGCAGCCCGUGCCCGAGGCCCCCAGGCCCCCAGCCGAAGCCAUGAAGCCAGCCCCCAACAAUCAGAAGUCCAUGCUGGAAAAACUCAAGCUUUUCAACAGCAAAGGGGCUUCCAAGGCAGGCGAGGGCCCGGGGUCGCGGGACACGAGCUGCGAGCGGCUCGAGAUUCUGCCCAGCUUUGAAGAGAGCGAAGAGAUGGAGGCCACCGGUCGCUCGCUGUCCACGGCAGGUCCCGCUUCCAACAGCCCCAAGAUUGCGCUCAAGGGCAUCGCCCAGAGAACUUUUAGCCGGGCGCUGACCAACAAGAAGAGUUCCCCGAAAGCCAAUGAGAAAGAAAAGGAGAAACAACAGCGGGAGAAGGAAAAGGAGAAAAGCAAGGACCUCGCCAAGAGAGCCUCUGUGACGGAAAGGCCGGACCUCAAAGAGGGGCCGAAGGAAGACCCCAGUGGGGCGGUGGUGACCGAGAUGCCAAAAAAGUCCUCCAAGAUCGCCAGCUUCAUCCCCAAAGGGGGAAAGCUCAACAGUGCCAAGAAGGAGGCUACAGCCCCUUCCCACAGUGGAAUACCAAAACCAGGAAUGAAGAGCAUGCCCGGGAAGUCCCCAAGUGCCCCUGCGCCUUCCAAGGAGGUGGAGCGGAGCCGGGGUGGGAAGCCGAGCUCGGGGCUCCCCCAGCAGAAGCCCCAGCUGGACGGCAGACACUCCAGUUCCUCCUCCAGCCUGGCGUCCUCAGAAGGCAAAGGCCCCGGAGGGACCACCCUGAACCACAGCAUCAGCAGCCAGACUGUCAGCGGGUCCGUCGGGACCACCCAGACCACAGGAAGCAAUACCGUCAGCGUCCAGCUACCUCAGCCCCAGCAGCAACACAACCACCCCAACACGGCCACCGUCGCACCUUUCCUGUACAGGUCCCAGACAGACACCGAAGGGAAUGUUACUGCUGAAUCCAGCUCCGCGGGUGUGAGCAUGGAGCCCAGCCACUACACCAAGAGUGGACAGCCUGCUCUGGAAGAACUCACUGGGGAAGACCCCGAGGCUCGGCGACUGCGGACCGUGAAGAACAUCGCCGACCUGCGGCAGAAUUUGGAGGAGACCAUGUCUAGUUUACGGGGGACUCAGGUCACACACAGCACAUUGGAAACCACAUUUGACAGCAACGUCACCACGGAGAUAAGCGGGCGCAGUAUCCUCAGCUUGAGCGGCAGACCCACUCCCCUGUCCUGGAGACUCGGCCAGUCCAGCCCUCGGCUUCAAGCAGGAGACGCCCCCUCUAUGGGCAACGGGUACCCACCUCGAGCCAAUGCCAGCCGGUUCAUCAACACUGAGUCGGGCCGCUACGUGUACUCUGCCCCUCUGCGGAGGCAGCUCGCCUCCAGGGGAAACAGUGUGUGCCACGUGGACGUCUCAGACAAGGCAGGAGACGAGAUGGACCUGGAAGGCAUCAGCAUGGAUGCCCCCGGCUACAUGAGUGAUGGGGAUGUUCUGAGCAAGAACAUCCGGACGGAUGACAUCACCAGCGGGUACAUGACCGAUGGUGGACUUGGCCUCUACACUCGUCGCCUGAACCGGCUCCCCGAUGGGAUGGCUGUGGUGCGGGAGACCCUGCAAAGAAAUACCUCCCUGGGCCUUGGCGAUGCUGACAGCUGGGAUGACAGCAGCUCCGUCAGCAGCGGGAUCAGCGACACCAUAGACAACCUCAGCACCGAUGACAUCAACACCAGCUCCUCCAUCAGUUCCUAUGCCAACACACCUGCCUCCUCUCGCAAAAACCUGGAUGUGCAGACCGACGCUGAGAAGCAUUCGCAGGUGGAGAGGGGUUCCCUGUGGUCGGGCGAUGAUGUCAAGAAGUCAGACGGAGGCUCAGACAGCGGCAUAAAGAUGGAGCCUGGGUCUAAGUGGAGACGGAAUCCCUCGGAUGUGUCUGACGAGUCUGACAAAAGCACGUCGGGCAAGAAGAAUCCGGUCAUCUCCCAGACGGGCUCGUGGCGGCGAGGCAUGACCGCGCAGGUGGGCAUCACCAUGCCGAGGACGAAGGCGGCUGCCCCAGCAGGCCCGCUCAAGACCCCAGGAACUGGAAAAACAGAUGAUGCAAAGGUGUCUGAGAAAGGAAGACUGUCUCCCAAAGCCUCCCAGGUGAAGCGCUCCCCAUCAGACGCAGGCCGCAGCAGCGGUGACGAGUCCAAAAAGCCCCUCUCCAGCACUUCCAGGACCCCCACUGCCAACGCCAACAGUUUUGGGUUCAAGAAGCAGAGCGGCUCGGCCGCUGGGCUGGCCAUGAUCACAGCCAGUGGGGCUACCAUCACCAGCAGGUCAGCCACACUGGGCAAGAUCCCCAAGUCAUCCGCACUCGUCGGUCGGUCCGCUGGCCGGAAGACGAGCGUGGACGGGGCUCAGAACCAGGACGAUGGGUACCUGGCUCUCAGCUCCCGGACCAACUUGCAGUACCGGAGUUUGCCAAGGCCCAGUAAGUCCACCAGCCGCAACGGGGCCGGGAACAGGUCUAGCACCAGCAGCAUCGAUUCCAACAUCAGCAGUAAGUCCGCGGGCCUGCCGGUGCCCAAGCUGAGGGAGCCUUCCAAAACGGCCCUGGGCAGCUCUCUGCCCGGUCUGGUCAACCAGACAGAUAAGGAGAAAGGCAUCUCAUCCGACAACGAGAGUGUGGCUUCCUGUAACUCGGUGAAGGUGAACCCGGCGGCCCAGCCUGUGUCCGGUGCGGCUCAGGCGACGCUCCAGCCAGGCACCAAGUACCCCGACGUGGCCUCUCCCACGCUCCGCAGACUCUUUGGUGGGAAGCCUACCAAGCAAGUGCCCAUUGCCACAGCAGAAACCAUGAAAAACUCAGUGGUGAUCUCCAAUCCUCAUGCCACCUCGACCCAGCAAGGUAACUUAGAGUCCCCCUCAGGCAGCGGCGUCCUGAGCAGUGGGAGCAGCAGUCCUCUCUACAGUAAGAAUCUGGAUAUCAACCAGUCUCCUCUAGCCUCCAGCCCCAGCUCAGCCCACUCGGGCCCUUCCAACAGCCUCACCUGGGGCACCAACCCCAGCAGCUCGUCCGCGGUCAGCAAGGACGGCCUGGGCUUCCAGUCUGUCAGCAGCCUCCACACCAGCUGUGAGUCCAUUGACAUCUCCCUCAGCAGUGGAGGGGGGCUGAGUCACAAUUCCUCCACGGGCCUCAUCACCUCCUCUAAAGACGACUCCCUGACACCCUUCGUCAGAACCAACAGCGUGAAGACCACGCUGUCGGAAAGCCCUCUCUCUUCCCCUGCUGCUAGCCCUAAGUUCUGCAGAAGUACUCUGCCCAGGAAACAGGACAGUGACCCGCACCUUGAUAGGAACACUUUGCCUAAAAAAGGACUCAGGUAUACUCCCACCUCACAGCUUCGCACCCAAGAAGACGCAAAAGAAUGGUUACGGUCCCACUCUGCAGGAGGCCUGCAGGACCCCGCUGCCAAUUCCCCUUUUUCCUCUGGCUCCAGUGUAACGUCUCCCUCCGGAACAAGAUUCAACUUUUCCCAGCUUGCGAGUCCCACCACUGUUACCCAGAUGAGCUUGUCCAACCCAACCAUGCUGAGGACCCACAGCCUCUCCAAUGCCGAUGGGCAGUAUGACCCAUACACCGACAGCCGAUUUCGGAAUAGCUCCAUGUCCCUGGAUGAGAAGAGCAGAACCAUGAGCCGCUCGGGCUCCUUCCGGGAUGGAUUUGAAGAAGGUAAGCAAGGAGGGUUGCCGUCUCAAGUUACGCAGUGUCUUAAUGGCCCUCCCUACCGAAUUCACGACCCAAGAGCCCACCUGUAAGUGUUUCUACCUCUCUCACUCACUCUGGGGGUUGG